Pogonomyrmex barbatus (red harvester ant) is the source of this 694-nucleotide messenger RNA. RefSeq lists its product as uncharacterized. The record is from RefSeq and is a predicted model, not a curated record. NCBI's taxonomy places the organism in Eukaryota, Metazoa, Arthropoda, Insecta, Hymenoptera, Formicidae.
GAGUGUUUAAGAAUGCGAAUCCCUCGUGAGUUUUCGCUAGCCAUCCUAUGUAUCUGUCUUUAUGAUAUUUAUGUCACCGCUUUAUCUCAAAGUAGCGGCAGGUUGGCGCGUGAUAAGAGAUACCUGGUGUAUCCGCCACCUAGAGACUUUGCACCGACAAAAGUUCAGUUAAUCCUCGGCCUCGGUUUACCCAUGGAAGUUGACGUCAGCAUGAUUAUCGGCUACGUGAUGAAAUUUAAUUACGUCCUGCCCUAUAACGCUUCAUACUUGACGGAUCCAUACGUCCGCUAUGACAGAUCGAUCAACCGCCAUGUCGAGCCUGCUGGAAAUGACGCCUCUCCGCCAAAUGCGAAAGCUUUGAUAUCCAGAUGGGAGGGUUAUGAAAUUCUCGAGUCGGCCUUUGAGUCUAUACGCUCGGGGAAAGCCUGCCUUUUGAAAACCAUUUGCGAAGCCGCGGCGGUGCCUUUUAGACGGAGCCAUACUCUGACUGCGCAACUCGCCCAUAUUUUCCUCACACCUUCCACCACGUCUGAGCCAUUUAGGAAUACCUACGAUCAAGAAUAUCAUGCUGCUGAAAUCGCAGGUCAACAAGAUCCAAAUAGUUGCAACAGUUUAUUCCCAGAAUGUACGGAAAACCUAUUAGAUUAUUUUACUGAGAUAUUAGAAUAAUUAUGUCGUUUUGUGAAAGAUUCUU